AUGGCCGGCCCGGGAGCAUCGCCCUACGUCUGGGGGUGGCUGCUGCUUGGCGGUUGCCUUCUCGCCGGAGCCCAGCUGGAUUCUGAUGGCACCAUUACUAUAGAGGAGCAGAUUGUCCUUGUGCUGAAAGCUAAAGUACAGUGUGAACUCAACAUCACAGCCCAACUUCAGGAAGGAGAGGGAAAUUGUUUCCCAGAAUGGGAUGGACUCAUUUGUUGGCCCAGAGGAACAGUGGGGAAAAUAUUGGCGGUCCCAUGCCCUCCUUAUAUUUAUGACUUCAAUCAUAAAGGAGUUGCCUUCCGACACUGUAACCCCAAUGGAACAUGGGAUUUUAUGUACAGUUUAAAUAAAACAUGGGCUAAUUAUUCAGACUGUCUUCGCUUUAUGCAGCCAGAUAUCAGCAUAGGAAAGCAAGAAUUCUUUGAACGCCUCUAUGUCAUGUACACAAUUGGAUAUUCUGUCUCCUUUGGUUCCUUGGCUGGGGCUAUUCUCAUCAUUGGUUACUUCAGACGAUUGCAUUGCACUAGGAACUAUAUCCACAUGCACUUGUUUGUAUCUUUCAUGCUGAGAGCUGUAAGCAUCUUUGUCAAGGACAAAGUGGUCCAUGCUCACAUAGGAGUGAAGGAGCUGCAGUCCCUGUUGAUGCAGGAUGACCUACAAAAUUCCAUAGAAAUGCCUUCUGUGGACAAAUCAAAAUAUAUUGGGUGCAAGAUUGCUGUUGUGAUGUUCAUUUACUUCUUGGCUACAAAUUACUAUUGGAUCUUGGUGGAAGGUCUCUACCUGCAUAGUCUAAUCUUUGUGGCGUUCUUUUCGGACACCAAAUACCUGUGGGGCUUCAUCUUGAUAGGCUGGGGGUUCCCAGCUGCAUUUGUUGUGGCCUGGGCUGUGGCACGAGCAACUCUGGCUGAUGGAAGAUGCUGGGAACUUAGUGCUGGAAACAUCAAGUGGAUUUACCAAGCCCCAAUCUUAGCAGCUGUUGGGCUCAAUUUUAUUCUGUUUCUGAAUACCGUUAGAGUUCUGGCUACCAAAAUCUGGGAGACCAAUGCAGUUGGGCAUGACACAAGAAAACAGUACAGGAAACUGGCCAAAUCAACCCUGGUCCUUGUGCUCGUCUUUGGAGUGCACUACAUCGUGUUCCUGUGCCUGCCCCAUUCCUUCACGGGGCUCGGCUGGGAGGUCCGGAUGCACUGUGAGCUCUUCUUCAAUUCCUUUCAGGGAUUCUUUGUGUCUAUCAUCUACUGCUACUGCAAUGGGGAGGUUCAGGCUGAGGUGAAGAAGUUGUGGAGUCGGUGGAAUCUCUCCAUCGACUGGAAAAGGACGCCCCCCUGCGGCAGCCACAGAUACGGCUCCGUGCUCACCACGUUGACCCACAGCACCAGCAGCCAGUCGCAGGGGCCAGCCAGCGCUCGCUUGGUGCUCAUCGCCGGCAAAACCCCCAGGACAGCCGGCCGCCAGCCCGACAGCCACGUGACUUUACCCGGCUAUGUCUGGAGUAACUCGGAGCAGGACUGCCUGCCACGCACGACCCAUGAGGAGACCAAGGAAGGCAACGCGAGGCUGGGAGAGGAGAUUCCAAUGGUGGAGUCUCCCAGGCCCUUGGAAUUUAACCCAGACGCGGAAGGAAGCAGAGGAGAAACAGAGGAUGUUCUGUGA
This is a messenger RNA of Callorhinus ursinus (northern fur seal), 1653 nucleotides long. RefSeq names its product parathyroid hormone 2 receptor (gene PTH2R). Gene Ontology annotation, cellular component: plasma membrane. Lineage: Eukaryota; Metazoa; Chordata; Mammalia; Carnivora; Otariidae. Gene Ontology annotation, molecular function: G protein-coupled peptide receptor activity; peptide hormone binding; parathyroid hormone receptor activity. Gene Ontology annotation, biological process: adenylate cyclase-modulating G protein-coupled receptor signaling pathway; cell surface receptor signaling pathway. The record is from RefSeq and is a predicted model, not a curated record.